This is a messenger RNA of Scatophagus argus, 1432 nucleotides long. RefSeq names its product ciliogenesis associated TTC17 interacting protein. The transcript has 9 exons. Bases 242 to 1315 code for a protein of 357 amino acids. Gene Ontology annotation, biological process: actin filament polymerization; cilium organization. The record is from RefSeq and is a predicted model, not a curated record. Lineage: Eukaryota; Metazoa; Chordata; Actinopteri; Scatophagidae.
UACGGCACUGCAGCGUCGUUUCCAUGACAACACCAGAUUCGUUCGUUUUAGUUUUUUUUACCGUGUCGGAAAAAAGAGGCUGUAGCUAGAAGUACUGUAAAGGACUGCUCGCCAGAACAAUGAUAACAAUAACCUAUUCGUCACAACAAAAGUCUGCCUCAUAAACCUGGGCCAUCUACGUAGACACGUACUUCACUACCGGGAGCCCGGGAGUACCUGCCAUUAAGUAAAGGCGGCAUUAAUGAUGGAAGCCCCUUUGGAAGACAAGACUCCUGCUGGUGCUUCAGCGGGGACUGAAGGACUCGACCGAGAGGUUUUGAAAGCCUCUGACGAAGCUAUCACAUUCAUGUCCCGCACUGAGCCUGCAGAGCUACAGAAAUGUGUGUUUCCAGACUGUCUAGUGACGAUGUCAGAGGGUGGCCGGGACCUGGGGAAGUUCACCGUAACGGUGGAGUUUACCCGAAGAGGCCAGCAGCCCUGUAUGCUGCUGCAUGCCCAGAGUCAGGGUGCCAUUAAUGACUCCCCCUGUGGAACAACAGUGACAGCCUAUAUAACCACAGACCUGGAGGUGUUGGAGGAAGAUUACCAUGAGUAUGUCAAGCUCAAGGGCCACAGUUUGGACAAGAGGUGUCACAUGGUACAGCGUGAUGGGCAGAUGGUGAUCAAUAAAGUAACCACUGUUGGAGAGGAUGUGACAAAGGAGAGCAUUUCUUAUCCUAUGUCAGUCCUAAGAGGGCUGGUAACAGAAGGUUCCCAUCUGCUGCUAAUGCGCCUCAUCGCUCUUAGGAAGAAGGUGCCAGAACACACGAUCUUCGUCUCCUUCAAUCAGGGAUUACACAUUAUUCAUACUACUUUUAGGGAGCUGGGUCUGAAGCAGCUUGAGGUUGGGGGUGAGACAGUGGACGUAUUUGGGGUGGAGAGGAUUGUUCACUCCGUGGAGGACAGCCCCAGUACAUGGGAGUGCUACUUCCUGGCUGAUGCGCAUUUGGCCAGCAGAGUGCAGGUAGGAUCACCGGUCACCAUGAGACUUCUGCAGCUGCCAUCCCAGCUAGAAAAAGGUUUUGAAAAGAUCCCUCUGGUUUGGGAAGAAGACAUGCAGAUGCACUCCAAAUUCUUGGACAGAAAGGAGGAGCUGAAGGCGGACCAUGCCUCGUAUCUGAGACGGCACCCAGAGAUCCGUGCCCUCAUAUCUGACUUCUUGCAGUUCUUGCUGCUCAGGAAACCAGAUGAUGUCUUCCAGUUUGCCAGAGAGUAUUUCCAAGCUUUCGCCUCCCACUAUCCCCCAGAACCAAACCUGAAGCCCCCCUCACUUUAAAAGCACACAUGCUCAAAGGAGCCUUUCAGCUUUCUGUCAUUGUUAACAGUAUAACUGCAGAUGAAAUUAAAAAAAGAAAAAAAAUAGUGAUCUGAAUAAAGUGGUUUGUUUCAAAUA